AUGAUUCAAACUAUGGAUGUUCAUGAAUAUCAAGAUUUGGAUGGGUUGCCAAAUGUACCAUCAUCAAGAUACCGAAACUCGGAUAUUCAUGAUGCCAAUAUUGAAGAUGGUAAUCCGGCUAAUUGGAUUGGAAAAGACUUUGAUGACCAAGAGUUAAGGGACCGGAUUAACCCAACCAGACGAGGUGAGGGUAGAGAUAAUUGUACCGCUCCUGUUUGGAAAUACUUCGAGAUAGAAUGGAUAAAGGAGGACGAUGGAAUUGAAAUAAGCAAGCAUUUUAAUGGGUGCAAGUUAAAUCCAUAUAACAUAUCGAAAGAAGUUGAUAACAAACAACAAAAGUUGUCAUUUACGAAAGCUCCUAAUGGUGAGGGUCAUGUAUACACAUGGAAACAUGAUGAUACUAGGAUCCAACUUGCCUUGCUAGGCCAUUUCACCAUCGGGGAAUUACCAUUUAAAUUCAUUGAAAACGAGGCAUUCAUAGAAUUUGUGAACGCCCUCAAUGGUAGGGUGAAAUUGCCUUCAAGGCAUAAAAUUUCUCGUGAUGUUGUGUCAUUCUAUUAA
This is a messenger RNA of Lactuca saligna, 561 nucleotides long. The record is from the annotation of a GenBank genome assembly. Lineage: Eukaryota; Viridiplantae; Streptophyta; Magnoliopsida; Asterales; Asteraceae.